UUCACCCAAAUACAGAAACUUGCUGCAGACAACACACAUACAAUGAUGAUGAAAACUUUCAGGUAAUCGACAACACCACUGACAAGUGUUCAUUGAACAAGCAUGUUCCAGCCAGGUUCGUCACUUGUUUGGGGUACCCUUGAAACAUUUCUUUGUCAUCAGUUCUCCUCUGUCCAACAGUGAACAGAGCAUUAUUAUAAUUCAGGCAGCUAUCAUAAGUCCGAUUGGGAUGAUCGCAACAGUAAAGUAUUUAUUCCAGUUCCAUCCAGUUGAGGAUCAUAUUCAUCACGCUGGAAUGGACGGUUUGGUGAGGAUCUGUGCCACUGGCUGUCAUUAUAUCACAUGACAUUGUAGCUACUGUAAUUUUUUGACAGACCACCAGAAAGUAUAUCUGAAUCCUGUCUCAUCCAGUCUAGAGUGACGUGUUCAUACUGUUGAAAUGUAUGCCAUACAGAUAAAGUGCAGUCUUGUGUAUUUUCAAUCACUGACAUCAAAAUCGUAUCCAUAUUACUUAUGAAAAUACUGUCAGAGUGUCUUUGUGAACAAUGACACAAGGACUUGUCAUUCUGAUGGCACUGAUAUAAGGAUUAUGAGCUGGUUACAGGCUAUUGCAGGUAAUUCAUUGUGUGCUGUUAUUUGUAUGAACUGUUUUAAGAAAUGCACAUACUGGUUUACAUCUUAAGGAUGCAUAUGAAUGAGAAUAUAUAAUAGGAGAGCAGUUACAGCAAACAUUGUUUUAUAUUUAGAGAGAGAGAGAGAGAGAGAGAGCAGUUACAGUGUUUAGUAUAAAAAGUGUUUAAAAGAAUCAUGACUCAAGCUGGGACGUUUACAUGUUUGUUUACAGAUUUAUUUUGUUCUUACUUUGAUUUUAAAAGGCACUGGAUGUGAAACCCCUGCUCCCCUAACCCUAACCCUAACCCUAACCCUAGCCCUAGCUGAGAGCUGCAGACAGUCUGACACUGAGUGACUCGCCGCCCUUCCCCCACCGGCCUCUGAUCGCGCGCGCGCCUCCCGCCCAUCCCCCCACAGCAGCAGCGCAGCAGCUUCAGUGCAGAGUGAGAUCAACUCUGAUGAGAGAUCACAAGUGCUGCUCAAAUGAUGGAAUAAUCUGUCGUGGCUAUGCGUUUUUAAAGCACUUUUACAAGAUCUAGCAGCUUUUCCUUCCUUUAUAUUUAAUAUAAAAUACCAUAAAUUAAAAAAAAAAAUGGAAAGAAAAUGCUGUUAAUAAAGUGCACGUUAAAGUUUAUUUUAGAGCCUCGAAAUAAUCCACACAUCUCCCUGAUUUUAACUCAAACAUUUGAUUAAAUAGAAUUAGUAAAAAUUAAGAUAUGUGUUCCAAAGAGAUCGUUUAAAAGUGAUCAUGUGUUCUGUCCGUUUUUAUUUUAUUUUUUAUUUUUUUAUUUAAGUUUGAAGAACCAGUACUGUGAAUAAAUCAAACAAAGAUCUAGGUGUUUGCCAAAAUAUUUAUUAGGUCAAAUAAAUGUAGUCACAAUUUCAACGUGAAAUCCAAAUACGUAACUACGUCAUGCACGCACGUCAGCUGUGGAUGUGUUUUCCCGGGAAAUGCAAUCACAUGGCAUUGCUUGACGCGAAAAAGACGACAACCCCCAUCAAUGGACGCUGGAGAGAAAUAAUGCUGAAAAGAAAAAGGCGUAAAACACCUCUGCAGGAUGCAGAGGAUCACAUGACCCGUAGAGCUGAUAAGCCUGGGCUUCAAGAGCAGUUCAUCAGCAAAUAUAAAGGGCGUGGGGUUUUCACCACUAGAGCUUUUUUCAGAGGUGAUUUCGUUCUUGAAUACAGAGGUGAACUUCUGAGUUCAGAAGAGAGUCUUGACCGAACUGAACACUACACUGAGGCCGAGAACGCGUUCCUGUUUGACUUUCAGUGGCGUGGCAGAAAUUGGUGCAUGGAUGCAUCUAAAGAGGAUGGUUCCUUGGGAAGACUUGUAAAUGACGAACACAGAAAUCCUACUUGCAAAAUGAGAACCCUUGAAGUGAGCAGGAAACCUCACCUGUGUCUCUUUGCUGUGCGAGACAUUCUACCAGGGGAAGAAAUCACUUACAAUCACGGAGACUCAGACUGGCCAUGGCGAGUCAAGCCUUUGAAUCAAGCAUCAACUGAAUCCUCUGAUAAAAAGCCAUCCAUCAGUUUGGGUCCGCAGAGAUCGGUAAGUCCACUUUAA
Messenger RNA from Megalobrama amblycephala (Wuchang bream), 2182 nucleotides. Its product is annotated as N-lysine methyltransferase KMT5A-B-like. Gene Ontology annotation, molecular function: protein binding. The record is from RefSeq and is a predicted model, not a curated record. The transcript is spliced from 5 exons. Bases 1526 to 2182 code for a protein of 218 amino acids. NCBI's taxonomy places the organism in Eukaryota, Metazoa, Chordata, Actinopteri, Cypriniformes, Xenocyprididae.